UGAACGGUAGUUCAACGGAUUCCAAAAGCACUAUAAAUAAUGUCGGAAGCCCACACAGAAGCACCACCAUCGGUGCGUUUAACAAACGAUGAUUUUCGUAAACUUUUGGCCACACCGCGGGCCCCUCCAGGUGGCAGUUCAGGAGCAGCAAGUUCUGCUGCCACACCAGCCACAUUUGCCACCCCCGGAACGCCAGCUUCCUCGGCUGAGAAAAAGAAAAGCCAUGGAAGCUCCAGCGAACGUGGUGACCUGAGACGUAAAAAGAAAAACUAUUAUGCCGCUCUCAAGAAACAGGAGGAUAACAAAUUACAAGAACUCUCCGAAAAAUACAGAGAUCGUGCACGCGAAAGAAGAGAUGGUGCCAAUCCGGAUUAUCAAAAUGUUGGGACGCCUGGUCACAACAGCACCACAAAUGCCUAUAGGGCUGUGGCCCCCGAUAUGAAAUCUGGCAUAGAUGCUGCCGAAAGAAGGCGGCGAAUUAUUCAAGAAUCCAAAUUCUUGGGUGGUGAUAUGGAACAUACCCAUUUGGUCAAGGGUCUCGAUUAUGCUUUGCUGCAAAAGGUGAGAUCUGAAUUACAGGUCAAAGAACAAGAGGAGAGAGAACGGGAAUUGGCAGCCGCGGCCACAGAGAAAAUGGAAGCUGCUGCAGCAGCUGAGCGCCUGGAGGCAGAACGACGGGAAAUGGAAGAUAACAUGAACAUCAAGGGACCCAUGGCACGUAAUAUAUUCAAUUUGAUACAGGCACGGAGGUCCAAAGAAAUUCAACGUUGUGAACUUUUUGCACCGGGCAGAAUGGCCUAUGUCAUCGAUCUGGAAGAUGAUGAAAAUGCCGAGACAGAUAUUCCCACUACAUUGAUAAGAUCGAAAUAUGAGGUUCCCCUAAAUCGUGAAGAUGCAGCCACACUCACAACCAAUGACAUUGUCAUUAAUAAGCUUUCACAAAUUCUCUCAUAUUUGAGGGCAGGAGGACGCAAUAAGAAAAACAAAAAACGUGACAAAGAUAAACCUUUGUUCCAUGAAAGGGAUAUACACGAAUUGAAUGCCUCUUCAAAGGCUUUAAAUAAGUCACAGCCGGUUGGAGAUUCAAUAUACGAUGACAUUGGAGAUUAUCAGCCAACCUUGAAGGCAGACAAUAAAACCAAAACAAAUGACAAGUUCCUGGCCCCCUCUGGAUCGAAUGCAUCGACAACUGCAAAACCUCCAACCUAUUUCAAUGAUACCAACAAAGCAGCCGAAGAACCGGAACCGAUUAUCACCAUACCAGCACCGCCCAAAAUCAAUAAAGCCGCUGUGGCUCGUUUUGCCAAUGAACCGGAAGGUUAUGCUGAAUGUUAUCCGGGAUUGGAAGAAAUGAACGAUGCCAUCGAUGAUUCGGAUGAUGAAGUGGAUUACACCAAAAUGGAUUUGGGUAAUAAAAAAGGACCCAUUGGUCGUUGGGAUUUCGAUACACAGGAAGAGUACUCAGAUUAUAUGAGUACCAAAGAAGCUUUGCCCAAGGCCGCCUUCCAGUAUGGUGUGAAAAUGCAAGAUGGACGCAAGACACGAAAAAAUAAAACAGAGAAAAGUGAAAAAGCCGAACUGGACAGGGAAUGGCAAAAGAUUCAGGGUAUUAUACAAAAACGCAAGGCGAAAUCUUCGUCAGAUGAACCUGAUUAUAAACAAACUAAAUAUUAAUACGAAAGUGGAAUUUUACUUAUCUUACAAUGAUGUACAACUUGAAAUGGUUAUUUUCAAAAAUAAAUGGAAUUAUAAGCGAAUAUGUAGUAGUAAAAGAGAAUAGAAAA
This is a messenger RNA of Musca domestica (house fly), 1784 nucleotides long. It is a transcript of the gene beag, whose product is annotated as protein Red. NCBI's taxonomy places the organism in Eukaryota, Metazoa, Arthropoda, Insecta, Diptera, Muscidae. The transcript has 2 exons. Gene Ontology annotation, cellular component: nucleus. Gene Ontology annotation, biological process: mRNA splicing, via spliceosome. The coding region runs from base 40 to 1674 and encodes 544 amino acids. The record is from RefSeq and is a predicted model, not a curated record.